Molecule: messenger RNA, 777 nt
Organism: Echinostoma caproni
Lineage: Eukaryota; Metazoa; Platyhelminthes; Trematoda; Plagiorchiida; Echinostomatidae
Source: the annotation of a GenBank genome assembly
GUCCCAGCUUCUGUAGCUUUGGCUGCUACCUGUCAAGUGUUUUUGCAUUUGGCUGGUCAGAUCGAUGUGACCGUGGAGCAGAAGCGAACGGAAGAGCGUCUGACUCAGCUCGAACAAACCGUCGAAACGCUUCGUGCCGACCGUGCUCGGUCUGAGUACACUUCCAAAGUCCCCAUAGCGAAACAGUUGGCUGAUGAACGCAAGAUUCACGAAAUCGAAGCGGAAUGUGAAAGCUUACGUGAAAUGCUGAGCAGUUUGCAAGAUAUGGAACAUUCAGUUGAUGCCCAGACCAUCCAAAAGGACGAGUCGCGAACGGACAAGGAUACCAUGCAUCCUUUGAUCCCCAUAAUCAGUGAACUAACUGGUCAUGCCACUCCCAAAGAAGUUACCGACUUACAGGCUAUCAUCGAGUGCAUCGCAAACCAAGAACUGAUGGGUGGGCCUCAGGUAAAGCAAUGGUUAUCUUGGAGCAUCCACUUGCAUGCGCCGCAGUUGCGUCAAACUGCGCACUUCGAGCGCAGCUCCACUUGCUUCCGAGAAAUGCUCAGUGCUAGACUGCAUUCCGCAUCAUGUAUGUACUUGGCCCACACCAGUCACGUGACGCUAGCCGAUCUGGGCGCUGUGCUUGCUUUGGUGACUUUACCAGAUCACAACUCGUGGAUUCGAAAUGGAAAAUUCAAGUAUGUGGCUCAAUGGAUUGAUCGGAUCAAGGAUGCAUUGGAUGACAAACCUAGUGUAAGCAUCAGCUAUCUGUUUUGUCCUGGUGCACUUAUCUGA